CGCCCGGCCCGCGCACUUCUCGAGCCAACUUCCCCUCCCACGCCGCCACCGUCGCCCUCCGCAAGCCGCGUGCGUGACCCUCCCAUUCCGGUCGCCGUUCUCUUACCCACUAGCCUGCUUAAAACCUAACCCUAGCGCAUCAAACGAAGCAAGCAACCACCCAUGGACACGCCCGUGCCGAAACGGCCUCGCCUCGUGCCAGCACCGGCACCGGCGCCUCGGACAAUCGCCGACAUGGCCCCGGAGAUCCUCCUCCGCCUCCCUCCAGACGACCCCGCGCGCCUUAUGCGCGCCUCCCUCGUCUGCUGGCGCUGGCGCCGCCUCCUCACCGACCCGGCGUACCUCCGCCGCUACCGCGCAUUCCAUCGAACACCUCCCAUGCUCGGCUUCGUCCUCAACCUGAAGCAGCACUACCAAGGCAUGGCCCAGCUCGUCCCCACCUCCUCUUUCUGCCCCGCCGCCUCUGACCGCCCCGGCCUGAAUGUGCUGGACGCCCGCCACGGCCGCGUGCUCCUCCACACCGCUCAGGGCCAGCGCCUCGUCGUCUGGGACCCCGUCACGGGUGAAGAGUGCAAGAUCCCUCGCGUGCCGGCCUACGCGCUCGGCUUCAACGCGGCCGUGCUCUGCGCCGCGGUCGGCUGCGACCACCUCGACUGUCAUGGCGGACCCUUCCGUGUCGCCUUCGUGGGAUGCGGCGAACGCGGCAUCACGUUCGCCUGCACCUACUCGUCGGAGGCCGGUGCCUGGAGCCAGCGAAUUGAGGUCGAGCAGCCGGCGUUUGUUGACAGGCGACCGAGCGUCCUUGUGGGGAACAUGCUCUACUUCACCUGCGAUCCAUACCUCAAUUUCAAAAUGUUGGGGUACGACAUCGUCAGGCAGGAGCUGUCGGUGAUCUGGCCGCCGUCCCAGCACGAGUACUACUCUUGCACUGUCCUCGUGAAAGCGGAGGAUGGCAAGCUGGGGUUCGCCGGCGUGCGGAAUGGCACGCUCUACCUCUGGUCGAUGAAGGACGGCACCGACGGGAAUGUGGAAUGGGUGCAGCGCAGAGUUAUCCAGCACAAGACGAUGCUCCGCACUCGUGGCCUCUCGACACCACCUGAGGUCGUUGGCUUCGCGGACGGCCACGGACUCAUUUUCAUUAGGACAGGCAACACGGUGUUCUCCAUGGAUCUCAAGUCAGGCCAUGUCCGUAAGGUAUACACCUGCAGGUCAAGAAACUACGACGUCACCGUUGUUCCCUACAUGAGCUUCUGCACUCCAGAUCGUGCUAUGGGCAGACUGCCAUCGCCAUGAGGACCCACUGUCAUCCUGUAACAAGGACCUGCUGCUCUUGGCUUGUUGCAUAGAUGACGCUCCAAGUGUUUUGCUUCCAAGCUGGACUGUCUAAGUAGUUACCAUGGUCAAUGUUAAGGCCUGUUCGGAAGCUCUCCCGUCCCUUAACUCCGCUCUGCUCGAGGAGUUGGUUUCAAGCCGCUCCUUGCUUUUGUGCUGGCGCUCCUUCCGCUCUGGGAGCUGCUGUACGGGAGCGGAGAGGAUCCGAACAUGCCUUUAGUAUGUUUAGUUUACAGUGUGGCAGUUGAAACAAGGGAAAAAGUUAUGUAAUCGCGGUCAGUUUAGUAUGUUCUCUUUGCAGUUGUGAAGCUUAAGCAAGACAAUGAUGGUCAAUUAGUAUUUAGUAUUGUAUCUUUGAGUGUCUGGAUUGUGGCAACCAGCAUGAUCGUAGCAGAUUUACAUUCUGGUUUUCUUAGUGUCUGCUUAUUUCAUGCUUGGCAAGCUCAUGGCAAUUGAUACUCCAGAGUGAGUUAUAAUGCACAUUUGUUGAUCUACUCCA
Messenger RNA from Triticum aestivum (bread wheat), 1831 nucleotides. RefSeq lists its product as uncharacterized. NCBI's taxonomy places the organism in Eukaryota, Viridiplantae, Streptophyta, Magnoliopsida, Poales, Poaceae. Gene Ontology annotation, molecular function: protein binding. The transcript has 2 exons. The record is from RefSeq and is a predicted model, not a curated record. Bases 163 to 1293 code for a protein of 376 amino acids.